Molecule: messenger RNA, 1067 nt
Organism: Pseudophryne corroboree (corroboree frog)
Lineage: Eukaryota; Metazoa; Chordata; Amphibia; Anura; Myobatrachidae
Product: sulfotransferase 2B1-like
Exons: 7
Coding region: 109-969 (286 amino acids)
Biological process (GO): sulfation
Cellular component (GO): cytoplasm
Molecular function (GO): sulfotransferase activity
Source: RefSeq, a predicted model, not a curated record
AUACAGAAUGAACUCUAGUUCACAAGGUACAAGGUCUUAUUACAGCUAACAAGCAGCUUGUCCAGUACCAGGUAAUCGGGAGACUAAGCCACUGGACUGAAGAUAAAAAUGACAUUUGAUUAUUUCACGCACAAAGGAAUCAGAUUUGAAAAUAAAACAUAUACAGAGGAAAGUCUCAAAUAUGCAGAAAAUGACUUUGAAGUAUGGGAUGAUGAUGUCUACAAUGUAACCUACCCCAAAUCAGGUACAAACUGGAUGAUACAGAUAUUGAGCUUAAUAAAGCACAAAGGAGAUGCUACACUUAGCAACAGUGUGCCAAUCUACUCAAGAUCACCAUGGUAUGAAACUAUUUACGCUCAAACACAGAUCAAGGACCUUGUUGCUCCAAGGACUCUUUCUUCCCAUCUACCAAUCAACAUGUUUGCAAAAUCUUUUUUUAAGUCUAAAGCUAAAAUUAUCUACACAGUUCGAAAUCCUAGGGAUGUCAUUGCAUCUUUAUUCCAUUUUACGAAAAUUCUCAAAAUUUAUUCGGAAGUUGGACAGUUCCAGGAAUUCUUAGAUGACUUUCUGCAGGGGAAUGCUAUGUUUGGCUCUUGGUUUGAACAUGUGAAAGGCUGGAUGCAAAUGAAGGAUGACAGCAGAUGCUUCUUUAUUGCAUAUGAGGAGCUCAUUCAGGACCUUCGAGGCAGUGUGGUAAGAAUCUGUAAAUUCUUGGGGCAGGAGUUAGAUGAUGCACAGAUUGACUCGGUUGUAGAACAUUCUGCUUUCACAGCCAUGAAGGAAAACAAGAUGUCUAAUUGGAGUCUUAUGCCCCCAGAAGUACUGGAUCAAUCUAAAGGAUCCUUUUUGCGCAAAGGAGUCUCUGGUGAUUGGAAGAAUUUAUUUACAGUAGCCCAGAGUGAGAAUUUCAACAAACUUUAUCAGGAGAAGAUGAAAGAUAUCAAUACAACUUUUUAUUGGGAAAAAUGAGAAUGUCUGUGCUAGAAAAAAAAACAACUUAUAUAUUAAUUGAUCAUUGUAAUUAUAUAUUGCAUAGCUUCCUUAAUAAAAAAAAUAUCUUACCAUUA